Molecule: messenger RNA, 810 nt
Organism: Annulohypoxylon truncatum
Lineage: Eukaryota; Fungi; Ascomycota; Sordariomycetes; Xylariales; Hypoxylaceae
Product: Phosphoenolpyruvate/pyruvate domain-containing protein
Exons: 4
Coding region: 1-810 (269 amino acids)
Cellular component (GO): cytoplasm
Molecular function (GO): aldehyde-lyase activity
Source: RefSeq, a predicted model, not a curated record
AUGCUUCAAGGGUGCGUACUAAAAAAUGCCUUCGUUAAGAAUGAAACCCCUAGCAUAGGACUCUGGCAAACGUUGCCCGGUCAGAAUGUCUCGAGGGUGCUGGCACGAGCUGGCGUGGAUUGGGUUAUGGUAGACUGCGAGCACGGGAACAUUGACGAUGCUGCAAUGCACGAAGCUGUUCCAGCCAUUGCAAGCUGCGGCGUCAGUCCCAUCGUGAGACUUCCCGAUAUGCAGGGCUGGAUGAUCAAGCGGGCUCUGGAUGCUGGAGCACAUGGUAUUCUAAUUCCACUGCUUCGUUCCGUCGAAGACGCCAAGAAAAUUGUCGCCGCGGCCAAAUUCCCACCCCAAGGCCAACGUGGAUUAGGAUCUCCGUUUGCCAUGGAACGAUUUAACCCGGUGCCGUCCAUGACGGAAUAUCUGCAACAAGCCAACGACUCGCUCUUAACCAUGGUGCAAAUAGAGACGCAAGAAGCGCUGGACGCCGUCGAAGAGAUAGCCGCUGUUCCCGGUGUCGACGUCCUAUUCAUAGGUCCAUUUGACUUGGGGAAUAAUAUCGGUCAUCCUAUCUUAAAUGGUGUCAUCAAGCCCGAGCUAGAGCAGGCUAUGGACCGGAUCCUGGAGGCGACGAAGAAGGCGGGCAAGAAGUGCGCUUUCUUUGCCACGAGCGGAGAGCAGGCUAAAGAGUACGCGGAUAAGGGCUUCCACAUGAUCAGCGCAGCGCUCGACACGACGCUGUUACAGGCCUCGCUGGGCGUGGCGCUGAGUGCUGCCCGCGGACAGCAGGCGCCGAAGACUGGUGGUAGAUACUAG